This is a messenger RNA of Macrosiphum euphorbiae (potato aphid), 675 nucleotides long. The record is from the annotation of a GenBank genome assembly. Lineage: Eukaryota; Metazoa; Arthropoda; Insecta; Hemiptera; Aphididae.
AUGAUGUUCAAGGCAAUGUAUAAAAUGCGGCCUAUAUGUGGCUUGCAUUGUCCCCUAAACGCUUUGUUUAACAAACGUUUACAUAAUACAAGUUCAAACAGUGCACAAAAAAAGAGAAUACGUUCUACUGUAUAUUAUCUUUCUUCUCUAGGAGUAUUAACGGUCGGUCUUAGUUAUGCGGCUGUGCCACUGUAUAAAAUGUUUUGUCAGGCAUUCAGUUAUGGUGGAACUCUGAACCAUAACAUAGAAGAUUCAAAAGUAGAAACAAUGAAACCCAAUAGAAACCGAGAAAUCAAAGUGCAUUUCACUGCUGAUACCUCAUCCAGCAUGCAAUGGAGCUUUAAACCUCUUCAGAAUGAAAUCAGAGUAGCACCUGGCGAAACAGCAUUAGCGUUUUAUACAGCUAAAAAUCCAUUAGAUAAAGCAAUUACAGGUAUCAGCACAUACAAUGUUGUACCUUUUGAGGCAGGACAAUAUUUUAAUAAAAUACAAUGUUUUUGUUUUGAAGAACAACAGUUGAAUCCAAAUGAAGAGGUUGAUAUGCCAGUAUUCUUUUUUAUUGAUCCUGAGUAUACAACCGAUCCAAAAAUGGAGAACAUUGAUGACAUAACACUGUCGUACACAUUCUUCGAAGCCAAACAAGGUGUAGAUUUAUCAAAUAUUUUCAAACACUGA